UGCCAAUUCCAUUCCUGCGUAAGAGCGCCGCUGUUCUCGCUCGCGCGCGCGCGCGGGGUUUCCCAAAGCAGACUGCAGGGUUACCGCGCCCAUCUCCGUCUGAUGGCCGGAUGAGAGGUGAACUGAACUGGAGAGAAGUGCUCCUUCAAGGAAGGCAACGGGAAGUGGCCACCGACGGAUUUAUUCGUUGACCAAAAUCUGCAAUCGGACAUUAAUGACUGCAGUUUUUCAUCGCAGUUGAGAUCCCCUCUCAAACAGGCUCAUUUCCCGCCCGCUGGAGCGAGUUUUGUCGCUGUGGCAGUUGGACUCGGUACUUCUCCCGCUGCUAGUUAGCGAGCUAGCUCGUCUUGUUCGUUGAUGCGUGGAUUUGACAGCCACACCAUCGUUUUUUUUCGGUCAAUGCCAUAUAAACAAAACCCAUUUACGACUGAGAACAGAUCAGAACGUGUCCUGGCAGUAGGAGUGAGGCAGAGCUUUAGAAGAGGAAAAUGAGUGAACUGGACCAGUUACGCCAGGAGGCCGAGCAGCUGAAGAACCAGAUCAGAGAUGCAAGGAAAGCUUGUGCAGAUGCCACACUAUCACAGAUCACAGCCAACAUCGACCCUGUUGGCCGAAUCCAGAUGCGCACAAGAAGAACACUGCGAGGACAUUUGGCUAAAAUCUACGCCAUGCACUGGGGCACCGAUUCCAGGCUGCUUGUCAGUGCCUCCCAGGAUGGAAAACUCAUUAUUUGGGACAGUUAUACCACAAAUAAGGUCCACGCCAUUCCUCUGCGCUCCUCCUGGGUGAUGACCUGUGCCUAUGCUCCUUCAGGGAAUUACGUUGCUUGUGGAGGCUUAGACAACAUCUGCUCCAUCUACAGCCUCAAGACUCGCGAGGGGAACGUGCGCGUCAGCCGUGAGCUGGCCGGACACACAGGAUACCUCUCUUGCUGCCGCUUCCUUGAUGACAACCAGAUUGUGACAAGUUCUGGCGACACCACCUGUGCUCUCUGGGACAUAGAGACCGGUCAGCAGACGACCACAUUCGCAGGUCACACCGGUGAUGUGAUGAGUCUGUCUCUGGCUCCGGACACCAGGCUGUUUGUGUCAGGAGCCUGCGAUGCUUCCGCUAAACUCUGGGAUGUCCGUGAGGGCAUGUGCAGACAGACUUUCACUGGCCACGAGUCGGACAUCAACGCCAUCUGUUUCUUCCCCAACGGAAAUGCGUUUGCGACUGGCUCUGAUGAUGCCACCUGCAGGCUCUUUGACCUGCGCGCUGACCAGGAGCUCAUGGUCUACUCUCACGACAACAUCAUCUGUGGCAUAACCUCUGUGGCCUUCUCGAAGAGCGGCCGCCUGUUGCUCGCCGGCUAUGAUGACUUCAACUGCAACGUGUGGGACACCCUCAAGGCUGACCGUGCUGGUGUGCUGGCUGGCCACGACAACAGAGUUAGCUGUCUGGGUGUAACUGAUGACGGUAUGGCAGUGGCUACAGGGUCCUGGGACAGCUUCCUCAAGAUCUGGAACUGAACGCUGAAGGUGCUUUCAAUACAUCGUGUCCGAUACAAUAUCAUUUGAGCUCCAAAGUUGACUGGAAGACCAUUCCAACUUUAGAAUGUUAAAUUUCACAGCAUCGUCAACAACAAAACACCUUAUAAAACUGACUGACACCACCAUGAAAAGAAAUAAAACUUCUGAGGGAAAACAAUGCCUUUCCUACACAAAGAAGAGCACAAUUUGUUUUAUCACCCAACUUAAAAAAAAAAACUAAAAAAAAAAAAAAAGAGAGAGAAAAGAAGAUUUCCUGUGGUAUCAAAUGAAUAACUUGCAUUCCUUCUCGGACCAUUCUGUCACCCUGUAAGAGAAAACACAAAACACUAUCAUCCUACGCUUAUGUACCAUGUGUCUAGAAAGCAAAUGUUGGCGUGUAAUUGUACAAAUUAUUUAACUUUUUUUUUUCUUUUUCUUCUUUAGUUCCUUUUAUCUGAUAGUUCCAUUUUCUAGAUCUUUUUCCCGCCUGUUUUUUUUUUUCUGUUUAGAUAUGUUUCUGAUUAGUAAAAUAUUUUAAUCCUGUUAUAAAACCAUGUGAAAACAAGAAGAGUCAUGUAAAAUGCUGAAACUAGACCAGGAAGGAAGAGCAGCUUUUUUGACGAUGCCAAUCAUGUGUUUUGUUUUGUUAUUUUUGUGAGCACUAGAGGUUGUGUAUUUUUCAUGAACAUUACUUGAGCUAGAGGUAAAGUUCAAGCGCCCUCUUGUGAAAGCUUAAUUUUCAUAUUUUUGGGCAUCCCCAGACAGCGCUCACCUCUGAUUGUUAACAUCGCUAGGCUGUUGCCGAUCACUGGCUAAUAAGAA
Molecule: messenger RNA, 2333 nt
Organism: Carassius gibelio (silver crucian carp)
Lineage: Eukaryota; Metazoa; Chordata; Actinopteri; Cypriniformes; Cyprinidae
Product: guanine nucleotide-binding protein G(I)/G(S)/G(T) subunit beta-1
Exons: 11
Coding region: 489-1511 (340 amino acids)
Biological process (GO): G protein-coupled receptor signaling pathway
Cellular component (GO): cytoplasm; heterotrimeric G-protein complex
Molecular function (GO): protein binding; signaling receptor complex adaptor activity
Source: RefSeq, a predicted model, not a curated record